UCUAACACACGGAACCAUUGCAGCGAAGAAGAAAGUGCUUGUUAUGGAAAUGCAGCCAGAGCAGUGACAAGCUGAACGUAAGGAAAUACCACGGUAGGCGGCUAGAAAUCAUAAGAUUUAUCUAUCAAAACAUGGUGUAUUCGUGACACACCGCCUUUAAAAAGCAGCUAAACGUCCACUAGUAUAGGAAACUGUUGGGCAAAUGUCAGUGAGCGACUCCUCGAGCUAACUAAGCUAGCUAACGUGAGCUGACUACAAAGGGAUGGUGGUUAGCUAGCUGCUGCUACACUGUAUUUGCACACCGCAAUCAUGAGUGAAGAUGACACUUCAGCUUCAGCAAACAAAGACAAAGACUCCACUCUCCUGCUCACUAAAGACGGACAGAGGUACUACGUGAGUAAGAGCGGAGUUGUCGACAGCAGAAACGUGAUAACGCCGCACGAACCGGAGAACAACGCCUCCUCCUACGACGUGGAUGAUCCGGACGAGGAGAGCGACGUUCUGGACACGUCGGAUCCCAGAGACGGCGCCGCCAGCCCAGAGGAACUCAACGACGAGGAGACCUCGGAGGGCGACAAUGCUCCUAAACAGUGCACCUAUGAGGGAUGCACGGAGACCACAACGCAGGUGGCCAAGCAGAGGAAACCGUGGAUGUGCAAGAAACACCGCAACAAGAUGUACAAAGACAAGUACAAGAAGAAGAAGAGUGAUCAGGCAAUGUCCAGUGGGAAACUUGAUGAAAACUCAGAGGAGCGGCCUGUGUCUGUGAACAAACAGCGUCUGGGUGCCAUGGGGGACCGGCCAGCCAGACCCUCCCUGAUAGAGCAGGUCCUCAACCAGAAAAGAUUGUCACUGCUCAGAAGUCCAGAGGUGAUCAGCUUCCUGCAGCAGCAGCAGCAGCUCCUGGCCACACAGAGCCGCAGCCAGUCACAGCAGCAGUUUCAGGGCUGUUGAUGCCGGUUGGGCCGUGUUUUACCUUAGUAUUUAUGAUGUAUAGAGAGCACUGAAGAAUCACUGGCACAUCAUGCGUAAAAGGAUUGUAACCAUACACUGUAAACACGAAUGCUCUCAGCCAGACAGAGGAAGGAUUAACAUGGAAACCAAGGGACGUUUUAAAGGCAUGGUAAACAUGAGGGCUUGAAUUUCUUAGCUGCAAAAUGACCAUGUAAUCAAACCAUGUGUGGUGCUAUUUAUUAUCAUAUUUACUCAUUGUGAAUUUACUUUUCAGUCUCCAGUCUUUCUUUUAGUUAUAUUUCUUCACGUGGCAAUAAUAAUAAUGAUAAUAAUAAAGGCUUUGGAUUAUACA
This is a messenger RNA of Epinephelus moara (kelp grouper), 1306 nucleotides long. It is a transcript of the gene rfxap, whose product is annotated as regulatory factor X-associated protein. Lineage: Eukaryota; Metazoa; Chordata; Actinopteri; Perciformes; Serranidae. The record is from RefSeq and is a predicted model, not a curated record. Gene Ontology annotation, biological process: regulation of transcription by RNA polymerase II. The transcript has 3 exons. Bases 310 to 954 code for a protein of 214 amino acids. Gene Ontology annotation, cellular component: nucleus.